AUAACUUGAUGUCGUUCAACGUCACCUUUCCUGCUCGAGCUUUUGGCAAUUGAGCUACUGUGUUCUGUGUAGAAAGACCUAGCUAGCUUUCAGUGCACAGCUAGCGAACACCACCUUCCAGCACCGUAUAUCAGAUCUAAGGAGAACCGUGUCAGUGAUAAAAUGAAGAGGCGGAUACACUUUGGGGUUGUGCUGGUUUAUUCGCUAGUCUCGUAUUUCUCUUCGUGCUCUGCGUUUUAUCUUCCGGGUUUAGCCCCGGUGAGUUUCUGUGAAGACGGAAAAGGCACUGAAGAUUGCCAGACACGCAUUACGCUGUUCGUAAACCGCUUGGACUCAGUGGAGUCAGUCCUGCCUUAUGAGUAUGACGUGUUUGACUUUUGCAAAGAUGCCAAGGAAAUGAGGCCUUCUGAGAACCUUGGACAGGUGCUGUUUGGUGAACGAAUUGAGUCGUCACCAUACGAGGUCUUAUUUAAACAAAAUGUUCCAUGCAAGGCGUUGUGCACCAAAACCUACAAGAAAGGCAACCAGGAGGAUGCAACCAAACUGGAUUUCCUUAAGAUGGGAAUGCAGCUGAACUACCAGCACCACUGGAUCAUUGACAACAUGCCGGUGACAUGGUGUUAUGAUGUGGAAGAUGGUCAGAAGUACUGCAACCCGGGCUUCCCCAUCGGCUGCCUCGUCACCGCCGAAGGCCGAGCUAAAGACGCUUGUGUUAUCAAUUCCGAGUUCAACAAGAAGAACACCUUUUACAUCUUUAACCAUGUGGACAUCAAGAUCACUUACCACAGCGGGGCAGGAGAAGAGUGGAGUGGGGCUCGGCUGGUCGCUGCCACUCUGGAGCCGAAGAGUAUCAAACAAACAGAUGAGAAAGCCCUAAAUUGUGGCCUAAACGACCCAAUGGAGGUCCCUGGGACGUUCGAUGGCGAUCUGUCGGUAGUUUACACCUACUCGGUCAAAUUUGAGGAAAACAAUUCUAUCAAGUGGGCUUCUAGGUGGGACUACAUCCUGGUGUCCAUGCCCCAUACCAAUAUCCAAUGGUUUAGCAUCAUGAACUCCUUAGUCAUCGUCCUCUUCCUGUCUGGCAUGGUUGCCAUGAUCAUGCUGAGAACCCUGCACAAGGACAUUGCCAGAUACAACCAGGUGGACCAGGGAGACUUGAUAACGGUUCCAACGACCAAGGAAAUAUCCUCUUUGCUCUACGAGGACGCCCAGGAGGAGUCUGGCUGGAAGCAGGUGCACGGCGAUGUUUUCCGCCCCCCCAGGAAAGGCAUGCUGUUGUCCGUGUUCCUCGGACAGGGCACCCAGAUCUUCAUCAUGACGUUCAUCACUCUCUUCCUGGCCUGCCUGGGUUUCCUGUCACCGGCCAACAGAGGGGCGCUCAUGACCUGCUCCGUGGUCCUCUGGGUCCUGCUGGGGACGCCUGCCGGCUACGUGUCUGCACGCCUCUACAAAACUUUUGGAGGUGAAAAGUGGAAGACGAACGUCUUGCUGACGGCCCUCCUGUGCCCCGGUAUCGUGUUUGCGGACUUCUUCCUGAUGAACCUGAUCCUCUGGGUGGAAGGCUCCUCGGCAGCGAUCCCCUUUGGCACUCUGGUGGCCAUCUUGGCUCUCUGGUUUGGAAUCUCUGUGCCCCUGACCUUCAUUGGUGCCUACUUUGGAUUCAAGAAAGCCGCAAUUGAGCAGCCGGUGCGAACAAACCAAAUCCCCCGCCAGAUUCCCGAGCAGUCCUUCUUCACCAAGCCCAUUCCUGGUAUAGUGAUGGGUGGAAUCCUGCCCUUCGGCUGCAUCUUCAUCCAACUGUUUUUCAUUCUCAACAGCAUUUGGUCACAUCAGAUGUACUACAUGUUCGGGUUCCUCUUCCUGGUUUUCAUUAUCUUACUCAUCACGUGCUCUGAGGCCACAAUUCUGCUCUGCUACUUCCACCUGUGUGCUGAGGACUACCACUGGUGGUGGCGUUCCUUCCUGACCAGCGGCUUCACGGCAGUCUACCUGUUCAUCUACGCCAUUCAUUACUUCUUCUCCAAGCUUCAAAUAGUUGGAGCUGCGAGCACCAUCCUCUACUUUGGAUACACUUUGAUCAUGGUCCUCAUCUUCUUCCUCUUCACAGGUACAAUUGGCUUCUUUGCCUGCUUCUGGUUUGUAAACAAGAUCUACAGUGUGGUGAAGGUGGACUAGAGUGACUCCUCCUCGGUGCUGGCUGGGGAUGAAGUGGUCUGAACGGCCCACGAACUGAAACCAUCACAAAACCUGAAGAGCAGAGCCCGUCCCCCUUUGUGCUUUAAACCUACGUUACUAUUGUUUUCUUUUGAUUUCAUAUAUAUAUAUACAUAUACAAAAAAAUAUGUGUGUAAUAUAUAUAUAUAUA
Messenger RNA from Pungitius pungitius (ninespine stickleback), 2365 nucleotides. It is a transcript of the gene tm9sf5, whose product is annotated as transmembrane 9 superfamily protein member 5. Lineage: Eukaryota; Metazoa; Chordata; Actinopteri; Perciformes; Gasterosteidae. Bases 163 to 2175 code for a protein of 670 amino acids. Gene Ontology annotation, biological process: protein localization to membrane. The transcript is spliced from 18 exons. Gene Ontology annotation, cellular component: membrane. The record is from RefSeq and is a predicted model, not a curated record.